Messenger RNA from Paraglomus occultum, 786 nucleotides. NCBI's taxonomy places the organism in Eukaryota, Fungi, Glomeromycota, Glomeromycetes, Paraglomerales, Paraglomeraceae. The record is from the annotation of a GenBank genome assembly.
AUGUCAGCUAUUGCAACAAGAAUCGUUGGAAAAUACAAUCUUAACCCAGGAAUGAGUGCAUCUGAUCUUAGUAAAUAUACUUCUGAGUUUCUCGAGAAUCUUACGGAUGAUAGAAAGCGGAAUCAGGCACGCAGACGCCUUCGGGAAGGAUUCAAAUUCAGUGAGGAACAGGCCUUAGUAAAAUCAGAAGAAACCAUCAAAGAGAUAGCACAACGGAUUUUACGAGAUAAACUUGGUGAAAAGGAUGUAAAGGCUGAAGCAAUAAAGUUAGCUAAGUCGGCUUUGAAUGAAGUUGCUGGGUCUUCUAGACUUUCCCGGCUUCGGAAAGAAUUACGAAAUCUUAAUGCUCCAUAUAAUAUAGUUGAAGCGACAAAAAUCUUUGAAAUUACAGAUAAGUCUAACAAAAUUCAAACAAGUCGACGAAAAAUUGCUGAGGAUUUUGAGAAAAUCGACUACCCAGAUCAUUUUACAUUAGAAUCGGUUAAAGAAAGGUUGGAUAAAUAUAACAUUAAGACACUGCCUGACUCACAAGCCCUUGCUGAUGUUAUGAUAAUGCUCUGUAUGCGUCCCGCUGAAGUUACUACUUUGCGUAUUACAGAUGCCGGUGUGACAGGCUUUGCGAAGAACAGGGGACAACCAGAUAUUCCUCGGAAAUUUAGAUCUAUGGAAAAGAAUCAAGAACGAGCCAAAGAAUUGCUAACCUGGAUACAGAACGCUAUAUCUUCUGGCCAAAUGGGUAAGCCAGGGGCUGUAUACGCUGUGGUGUACAAAAUUAUGUUGUGGUGA